CAGUUACACAAUAUAGUCAUAUGUGAAUCAUCAUUCAUACUUUUCAAAACUGUCUAUGGGAAAUGAUAUUCAAUUGAAUAGUUAACUCAUCAACUGCUGAUCAUGCAAUGUUGUUCUUUUUGUCCAUGAAAAUCAAUCCUACAUAUUAUUGAUGAUGUUAAACACUUCAAACCCCCAAUCCUAUCGUUGUAUAUUAUACAUGACAGAUAAAUAGAUACCAUCCUAAGAUCUUAACUCUAAACACUUAGUCCUAAAACAUACCUUAAUCAUAUGGAAUAAGAUUUUAUGGAAGAACUAAUCAAAGAAUGCUACUUGGAUUCCAAUCAUAUAGCUAUAGAGCGUAUUUGGAUUACAUCCGAUGUCAGUUCGCAGUAAGAACCCUAGCUCUAAGCCCCCUAUCCCUACACUGAAUACUUAACUGUAACCAGGAACAGUGUGAGGACACCCAUAAAUCUAUUUGGGUCCUUCUGGAGCUUCAAAAGAACAAAUAAUUUUGAAGAACAGUACCACUAACGGUUCCAAUCCAGUUGUUAUAAUUCAAAUGUUAGAAAAAUAAUGCAGCGUAAUAUAAUGAGAAUUUUCCCUUCAGUAAUGCGGCAUCAUCAUAUAUAAUGCUUUGAUCAUUGUAAGAUGGAGAAAAGAAAGUAUUAAUAUUACUCAAUCAUUGAAUUGAUUUCAGAUCUGCAAAAAGAAGAAGAAGAGGAAGAUGGAGAAGUAGAAGAAGAAUGAAUACACCUUCAGGAAUACAUUUAAAAAAUGACAAUCAAUUAUUAAACUCUUAUUAUAGUUCAACUAAAAAUUCUUUAAUUCAUUCAGAUCAAAUAAUAGUUGAUUGUUAUAUGAAACAAAAUCUUCAAUCAAACUAUACACAUAAUUUUUAUAAUUCAGAUGAAUAUAAUAAUAAUAAUUAUUAUAAAAAAUAUUUUAAUAUUUCCGAUCAUUCUUUAGAACAUUUAAAUUCAUUAUCAUCCAUGGUUAAAAAUGUAAUGAUAAAUGUACCAAAUAAAAAUUUAUGCAUUCUAACAAAAAAUUAUGAUAAUCAAUCAAAAAAUAAUAUUGAUUAUUGUAAAAUUAAUUAUAAUUAUAACUUAAAGGAUAUUUAUAAUAAAACUGAUUCAAUACAUAAUUAUACAACAACAACAACAACCACCACCACGACAACAACAAUAACCGAUCAUGUCGGACAAUAUAGAAGAAAAACAAGGAAACCUUAUUCAAGAAAUCAAAUUAUGAUAUUAGAAAAAGAAUAUGCAGUGAUGCCAUAUAUUACUCGUCAAAGAAGGUGGGAAAUUUCCAAUAAAUUACAAUUAAGUGAAAGACAAAUAAAAGUAUGGUUUCAAAAUCGUAGAAUGAAAACAAAGAAAUUGAAAACUUUAUUAUAUUCCAACAAUGAAAGAACUUUACAACAAAACGAUAACAACAGUAAAAUUAAUCUUCAUGAACAACAAUAUUCAACAUUAUUUGAUAAACAAAAAUUUAUCAAGAUGACUAAUCAAUGGAAUAAUAAUAUUUCUACCAAUUCUGUUACAUCAUGUAUCCUUGAUUAUAAUUCUUUUGUUAAUAUUACUUAAAAAUAUACUUGGACUUAACAACAACAAAAAAAACCUUCGAGUGUAUUAUUGUUGUUUCCUAUGGUGAUUAUGAUAAACAAACCAAAAUUAUCAUGUUCAUUGUUGAAUAAUGUUUAAAUUAGUGACGGUUAACAAACUUAAACAAUAAAGUCUAAUGAACCAUUGAACAUUUAAUUCAAAAAUUACUAAACUUUAAAAUUUUAAUUUUGAUUUGGUUUAUUACAUUUUUAUGAUUAUACAAUAAAUAACAAAAUACUUUAGUCUCUUGAUAAAAUACAACAUUAAAA
Molecule: messenger RNA, 1858 nt
Organism: Schistosoma rodhaini
Lineage: Eukaryota; Metazoa; Platyhelminthes; Trematoda; Strigeidida; Schistosomatidae
Source: the annotation of a GenBank genome assembly